Funneliformis geosporum is the source of this 1053-nucleotide messenger RNA. NCBI's taxonomy places the organism in Eukaryota, Fungi, Glomeromycota, Glomeromycetes, Glomerales, Glomeraceae. The record is from the annotation of a GenBank genome assembly.
AUGUCAUCAGACCAAAAAGUAGAAACAACUUUGGAUGUUCAUGAUUCUAAAGAAGAACCUACCUCUACCUCUCUUAGAGACAAAUUUUCAUAUGUUUUAUCGAAGGAUUUUAUCAUCAUAGUAUUACUUGGACAAUUUCUAUCCUUCUGUAUUACAGUUACAAUAGUAACUAGCACUGAAUUAGCUGUCAAUCAUAAAGCAGAAUAUCCUACUACGCAAACAUUUUUGACUUAUAUAAUUUUGGCCGUUGUUUAUACUCCUUUCACUAUUUACAAGAAAGGAUUUAAUGGUUGGAUUAAUAUCAUUAAGAAAAGAUGGUGGAAGUACGCGAUCUUUUCUUUAAUUGACGUCGAAGGAAACUAUUUUGUUGUGAAAGCAUACAAGUAUACCUCACUUCUCUCCACGAUGUUACUUGACACAUGGGCGAUUCCAUGCGUAGUCUUGUUAUCAUUCAUCUUUUUAAAGGUUAGAUUUCAUUGGAGUCAGUACCUUGCUGUAUUAAUUUGUUUAGCUGGUAUAGCCGCAUUGAUUAUUGGUGAUUUCAAAACAGACGUGGAAAUGAAUACGGGCAGCAAUUUAAUAUUGGGAGACAUAUUUUGCUUAAUAAGUGCUACUUGUUACGCCAUUUCCAAUGUAGCAGAAGAAUUUUUGGUUAGACAGCGACCAUUUUGGGAAGUUGUGGGUCAAUUGGGUAUAUAUGGAACCAUAAUUAGUGGUAUACAAUUGGCGAUUUUGGAACGAGGAGAAUUAAUAGGUUCAACUUGGGACGGGAAAAUUAUCGGAAUAAUUGUGGCUUAUAGUAUCGCGAUGUUCUGCCUAUAUACCGGAGCCCCAAUUUUAUUUAAAUUGGCUUCUGCCACAUUCUUUAAUCUCUCCUUGUUGACAAGUGAUUUCUAUUCUAUAAUUUUUGCUAUAUUCUUAUUCCAAUCGAAGUUACAUCAUUUGCAUAUAGUCGCAUUUGUUGGUACUAUGUUAGGUCUUACGAUUUAUAAUAUUUAUCCUGCUACUCAACCAAAAGUUGAAUCGAUCAAGGAUGAAGAUGAGGAAGAUUGA